Molecule: messenger RNA, 1792 nt
Organism: Onychomys torridus (southern grasshopper mouse)
Lineage: Eukaryota; Metazoa; Chordata; Mammalia; Rodentia; Cricetidae
Gene: Dnajc28
Product: DnaJ heat shock protein family (Hsp40) member C28
Exons: 2
Coding region: 242-1390 (382 amino acids)
Source: RefSeq, a predicted model, not a curated record
CGCCCCUGGGUUCAACCGGCGCCGGUAGGUGUUUGUCCUCCGUCCCCGGGGGUAUGGAUCUCCCUGCUGAGGGAGGCCGCCUGUGGCCGUGAGCUAUGACCAAGGGCUCCGCAGGGUAGCGCGGCAGAGGAGGCCGGGACGGAGGGGGCCGAGCGUGCAAGCGCAGACGCGCAGCGGGGCCGCGAGCCGCUGAGCCCACUUGGGGUGAGUGAAGAUCAUUGCUAGGAAGAAUUCCGAAUCAAUGAUGAACACAUUGAGCAUGAAGAUGGCUCGGAUCUUAAGACCACAUCUCAUGAGCGCCUCAUUGAUUCCUCAUGGGGUAAAAAUGCUUUCAGAUCCUGGAUCUAGGAUGCUCUCCACCCAUAAAUCCAAGAAGAUGAUCAGGGAAUAUUACAGGCUGCUGAACCUAGAUGAGGGAUGCUCUACAGAUGAUGUCAGGGACUCUUUCCAUAAGCUUGCCAAGCAGUAUCACCCAGACAGCGGCUCUGAUAAGGCUGAUUCUGCAACAUUUAUAAAGAUCGAAGAAGCUUAUAGGAAUGUGCUUUCCCAUGUAAUAGAACAAACACAUGCCAGACAGAACAGAGCUGAAGACACAGAGGAAGAAGAAAAAUUCAAAUACAGAACACCUCAGCACCGACAUUAUUUAAGCUUCGAAGGCGUUGGCUUUGGGACACCAAGCCAACGAGAGAAACAGUACAGACAGUUUAGGGCAGACCGUGCAACGGAGCAGGUGAUGGAAUACCAAAAGCAGAAACUCCAGAGGGAGCACUUUGCUAAUAGCAUAACUGUCCAAGACAUAAGACAGAGCAAAGAAGGAAAGAUAACUCAAGCCAUAGAGCGCCUGGUGGAGGACCUCAUUCAGGAAUCCAUGGCCAAAGGAGACUUUGACAACCUCAGCGGGAGAGGAAAGCCUCUGAAGAAGUUUUCUGCCUGUUCGUAUAUUGAUCCCAUGACUCACAACCUAAACAGAAUAUUGAUAGAUAAUGGCUACCAACCAGAGUGGAUUCUGAUGCAGAAGGAAAUCAAGGAUACCAUUGAGCAACUUCGAGAAGCACUUUUAGCGUCUAGGAAGAAGCUUGGGAACCCGCUGACACCCGGGGGCCAGAAACAGUGGAGCCAGGAGUGUGAGCAGUUUCAGGAAAACAUCCGGAAACUAAACAAGCGAAUUAGUGACUUCAACCUGAUUGUUCCCAUUCUAACCAGGCAGAAAGUCCAUUUUGAUGCCCAGAAAGAAGUGAUCAGAGUCCAGAAAAUGUAUGAGGCCUUUGUAGAAGCAAAAGAAAUCACAGAUGAAAACCCAGCUGACAUUAGCCAGGAAGAAGAGAAAACCCCUGGAGUCAAGACGGGCUUUCUAAACUGGUUGAAACUGUGGAAAUUCAUUAAAACUUGACCCUUUUGAUGUUUACAGUCAUUUACUGCUCUGGUCAGUUUUGAGUUGCCCUGACACCAGACGUAGAACCUGAUUGUUGUGCCUCAGGGACUCGAGAAUUGUGUGUCUUUGUGUAGUUUUCAGAGAACAAAUCACACCCCUGGUGACAGAUGAGAAAAACCUCAAGAAACCAAGUCGAGAGAAAAUUCAGUCAGUAUUGCUAUAAGGAUGUAGCAAGAAAAGGAUCCUCCUGCUGAAGGAAAGGUCAAUCUGUCAGGCAAUGGGUAGGACUGAGACUCAGAUCCGUGACCCACACAGGGCAUUCCUGAAGCCUCUGUGCUCUUUGAAACUCUAGGGACUUAAAGGUUGACAUGUUUUUUUCCAGUUUUUCUUUUUGGUUUUUCCAGACAGAGUUUCUCUGUG